CAAAUGUGUGUUUCCCGACCCUUAUAUCAUGUCAUUUAAGUGUGUUUUUGUGAACCAAUUGUUUGUUUCAAACGUACAAACAAUACAAAACACAUUACAAUAACAAUAACACCACUCAAUACAGUCUAGUAGUAGUGAAACACACAAUCAGUUAUAAUUGACAAUUAGUUGACAAUUGAAUGAAAUGCCAAUUCAUAUAAUCAUAACAACAAUACAAAUGCUUUGUGUGUUAUAUAUAUUGUGAGUGAAAAAUAUUAGUUAUUAUUUGAUUUGUGUUUUGUUGAUCGCAUCACUCAAUACACACUUGAUUUACUCAUUAUUACCAUUAAAUUAAAUCAACGCAAAAACGAGUUGUAAUUUAGUUUAAAUCACAAGACAUUAUCGCCAAAGAGAUGUCAAACAAUUCAUUGAUGUUUAAGGAAAAGGGUUCGCUUCAGUUUGAGGACAUUUGGCCGAAGAUGAGACCCGUUAUACUGAAACUGUUACGCCAGGAGUCGGUCACUAAAAGCCAAUGGCAUGAAUUGUUUUGGAAUGUGCAUUCGGUGUGUCUUUGGGACGAAAAGGGUGCCAUCAAAUUGCACUCUAACCUCCGCGAAGAUAUACUAGAUUUCAUUCAUUUCGCACAAAUCGUGGUGAUGCAACACCAGGAGGACCAGGCGCUGCUCAAGGCGUACAUCAGUUCGUGGUGCAAGUUCUUCAUUCAGUGCUCAUACCUGCCGAUGCCUUUCCAUCAGUUAGAGCAGGCGUUGCUCAACAAACCGCCCACUAAUACCGCACAGAAGAAGGGCAACAACGAGGAGAGUAUUGUCAGAAAGCUAAUGCUGGACAGUUGGAACGCCAGCAUAUUCUCCAACAUUAAGCACCGGCUCCAGAACUCAGCCAUGAAACUGGUCCACUCCGAGCGCAACGGCGAGGCCUUUGACUCGCAAUUGGUGAUCGGUGUGCGCGAGUCCUACGUUAACCUGUGCUCCAAUCCCAUCGAUCGGCUCCAGAUUUAUCGCGACAACUUCGAGAAGGCCUACAUCGAGGCCACCGAAGCCUUCUACCGGACCAAAGCGCCCGAAUAUCUGGAGGCCAACGGUGUUCAGAUGUACAUGUCUUGGGCCGACAUGAAACUGGUCGAAGAGGAACAGCGGGCACAGCGUUACUUGGAGUCCUACUCCGGUUCCGUACAGGCGCUCUUGGAUUGUUGUGUGAAAGUACUCAUCACUGCGUUUAAGGAUAUCAUAAUCGCCGAAUGUCCACAAAUGAUUAAAUUUAACGACACCAACAAAUUGCAGCUAAUGUUUCGACUCAUGGAUCGGGUGUCGGAAGGAAUUGUGCCAAUGCUUGAGUAUCUGGAGAGCCAUAUCAUAGACCAAGGGUUGGCCGAUAUGAUGGCAUCGGCAGAGAUAAUUACUCAGGACUCCGAGAAAUACAUCGAACAACUGUUGGAACUGUUCCAACGGUUCAGUCUUCUGGUCAAGAAGGCCUUCAACGACGACCCGCGGUUCCUCACCUCACGAGACAAAGCCUUCAAACAAGUGGUAAACGACACGUCCGUCUUUCGAUUAGAUCUUCCGACCCGUCAGCUCAAGAGUGUUGCGGGCAAUUCAAGUAAAGCGCAGCCCGAAUCCCGGUGUCCGGAAUUGUUGGCCAAUUACUGUGAUAUGUUGCUCAGGAAGACACCCAUCAGUCGUAAACUCACAUCCGAUGAGAUCGAAGCCAAACUCAAAGAAGUGCUAUUAGUAUUGAAAUACAUCCAAAACAAAGACGUGUUUAUGCGCUACCAUAAGGCACACCUCACGCGACGACUCAUUCUCGACUCUUCGGCCGAUUCCGAGAAGGAGGAGAAUAUGGUUGAGUGGCUUCGGGACGUCGGUAUGCCUGCGGAGUAUGUGAACAAAUUGGGCCGAAUGUUCCAAGACAUCAAAGUCAGCGAAGACCUCAACCAACAGUUCAAGAACGCCAACCGGUGCUCAUCGGCGGCCAACACCGGUGCUCACCAUUUGGCCGAUUCGAUCAACAUUAAGAUACUGAACGCCGGCGCGUGGGCUCGAGGCUCGGAGCGCGUCCAGGUGUCACUGCCCCGAGAAAUGGAGGACAUUAUACCCGAAGUGGAGGAGUUCUAUCGCAAGCAACACAACGGCCGCAAACUUCAGUGGUAUCACCACAUGUCCAACGGAACUUUAACGUUUAGCAAUAAUGCUGGUAAAUUCGACCUCGAUGUUACCACCUUUCAGAUGGCAGUGCUAUUCGUAUGGAAUGAUCGCCCAUACGAUCGGAUCAGUUAUGAAAACCUUCGAUUGGCCACUGAGUUGCCCGACCCGGAGCUCAGAAAGACUCUAUGGUCUUUAAUAGCAUUUCCAAAACUCAAACGACAAGUCCUUCUCUGCGAGAGUGACGUGAAGUCAACGAAAGACUUUGACGACAGCACUAUAUUUGCCAUCAAUCAGGAGUUUACUGUCAUGUAAG
Medioppia subpectinata is the source of this 2454-nucleotide messenger RNA. NCBI's taxonomy places the organism in Eukaryota, Metazoa, Arthropoda, Arachnida, Sarcoptiformes, Oppiidae. The record is from the annotation of a GenBank genome assembly.